Molecule: messenger RNA, 4097 nt
Organism: Penaeus monodon (black tiger shrimp)
Lineage: Eukaryota; Metazoa; Arthropoda; Malacostraca; Decapoda; Penaeidae
Product: L-asparaginase 1-like
Exons: 14
Coding region: 119-2029 (636 amino acids)
Biological process (GO): amino acid metabolic process
Molecular function (GO): protein binding; asparaginase activity
Source: RefSeq, a predicted model, not a curated record
AAGUGUGGGAGUACGAAGCAAGGAGGAGGACUUUGAAGGAUAUAUAUAUAUAUUUUCCCCCCCUUCCCCUCCCCCCUGUGGUUGAUAACACGAGCCUGAUUGCCGAAGAUCAAGAGAUAUGAUAAGAACGCUUUCCUCGGCUUCAUCCCUUGACGAGAUAAGUGUCAGCUAUGACGUUCCUGUGGUGGAUCCCGCGUCAGUGCCAAAGGUGUUGUACGGCCACAGGACUUCUCUGGACUCCCUGUGUGACCCCGACUGGAGCCAAGAGUCCAGGGUGCUGGUUCUGUACACGGGAGGCACCAUUGGUAUGGUCCGUAAUGACAGAGGCAAGCUAGCCCCGAUUCCUCGCGAGCUGGAGACAAAUAUCCGCCGUUAUCCGCACAUGCACGAUGACUCCUACGCUACCAAGAGGUUCGGAUGUAAUGGGAACACGCCCUUGGUUCUGCCGGAUUGCAAAGAAAAACGCCGGGUGGCUUACUGGGUCUAUGAAUACGAACCGCUGCUCGACUCCUCGAACAUGACGAUGGACGACUGGAUCCGAAUCGCCAAAGAUAUCAGGGGCGUGUACGAGAUGUUCGACGGUUUCGUUGUGCUCCACGGGACAGACACCCUCGCCUACACAGCUUCGGCUCUGUCCUUCAUGCUGGAAAAUCUGGGGAAACCUGUUGUCAUCACAGGUUCACAGAUCCCCAUCUUCGAGACGAGAAGCGACGGCCGAGAUAACUUCAUCGGCUCCGUGAUCAUGGCCGGCAGCUACAACAUCCCCGAGGUUACGGUUUUCUUCAACAACAAGCUGUAUCGAGGGAACAGGACGACGAAGGUGUCCACGGGCAGACUGCAGGCGUUCGACUCUCCAAACAUGGCCCCGCUGGCUAUUGCUGGCAUUUCUAUUCAAGUUGACUACCGUUCGAUUUUCCGGCCGACCCGCCUGGAGAAAUUCAUCGUUUUCGAUCGUCUCAACCGCCACGUCGGGCUGCUGCGCAUCUUCCCGUCCAUCUCCGCGGAGACGGUGAAGCAGUUCCUCCAGCCGCCGAUAUCCGGAGCCAUAAUACAGACAUAUGGAGCGGGGAACAUGCCGUCGAAUCGGACGGAUAUUAUGGAGGUGCUGAGGGAUGCAACAAAACGGGGCGUGAUUCUCGUCAACACCACCCAGUGCAUGCAUGGAGCCGUUGAUACAAUCUAUGAAACGGGGGAGGCCCUAGUGAGCGCCGGGGUGAUCGCGGGCCUGGACAUGACCCCCGAGGCCGCCUUGACCAAGCUCAGCUACGUGUUGGCCAAGUCGGACUGGGACUACGAUACCAAAAAGAGGAUGAUGAUGAGGAACCUCCGCGGGGAGAUGACCGUGGUGGGGCAGGAGGACGAGGGCGAGAACCAGGAGCUGGACGUGGUGGCGGCCAUCUCGCGCGCCCUCCAGCUCUCGUCCAGCGAUGACGUCGAGCGCAUCCGGGACCUGCUCGUGCCCACGCUCUUCUUCACGGCCGUGUCCAACUGCGACAUCAAGAGGCUCGACGAAAUAUUCUCCAAUGGAGCAGAGGUUAAUCUUCUUGAUGUCUCUGGGUGGAGCGCCCUGCAUAUGGCGGCCUGUGACGGAAUGGCAGAAGUGGUGACUUGGCUGCUGCAACACGGGGCUUCUGUGCACGUGAGGGACAAGCAGGGACAGACGCCGUUGAAAGUUGCUGUGGAAAACGAUCACCACAAGGUGGUGGAGCUUCUGGUGAAGACAGGAGCCCACCUGACGGAGUCGUCGCUGCGCCUUGGGGAGGUCCUGGUCUCGGCCGCCGCGGCUGACAGCGUGGAGCGCCUCAAGUCCUACCAUAUCGCGGGCGCCGACCUCUCCUGCGCAGAUCCUUGCGGUCGAACUGCGCUCCAUGCGGCAUGUACGGUGGGCUCCGAAGAAUGCGUCAAGUUCCUCCUGGAGGCGGGCGUCCCCACGAACACCCGUGACCGCACUGACCUGACGCCGGCCAUGUGCGCGCAGGUCAAUAACCACGAUCACUUGGCGCGGCUGAUUGACGAACAGGAGGAGUAGAGUGCAGUUGGGAGUGAUUCGCGUACCUUUUUUUUACUUAUUUGUGCUCAUCAUGACACGCGUCUUCCGUUACGGUUGUAAAUAAGUAACUGUUUGGUUGUUUAGGAAAACACUGUUUAUAGACAACUGCUGAAGCUUCAUUGUUGUAUUUUUUGUGAUUUGUUUCAUUAUCUAUUGAUCAUGUUUUUUUAAAUUCUUUUUUUAUUGUAGUUUGAUAUAUAUUUUUGUACUAGAGUACGUUUCUUUUGUAAAUUUCCACUGUGAUUUCCUUGUUUCAUAAUUCAGAUAAGAAAGUCUGCGAUAUUAGAUUAUAUUUGAUAUCACAUUUUUGGUAAUUAAUGUCCUCAAAGAUUUUCAAAAGUUCUUUUGCGAAAUUGUGUAUAUUUUUUCUAACACAUUUUACCUCUAUGUGUUGUAUAUAUAUAUAUAUAUAUAUAUAUAUAUAUAUAUAUAUAUAUAUAUAUAUGUGUGUGUGUGUGUGUGUGUGUACAUGUAUAUAUAUAUACAUAUAUAUAUAUAUAUAUAUAUAUAUAUAUAUAUAUAUAUAUAUAUAUAUAUAUUUGUCUAUUUAGUUUAUAUACACCUAGCAAGACUCAUCUACCAAGGCUAUUUGAAUUUCUAUUUGUCAUCAAUAUCCGUGCAUAAUCACUCACAACACAAAAUAAGGCUUGGAUCACUAGUGUUCAAUGAGUCAAAAGUACGUUUAAAGAAUGGAAUUGAGAGUAACUGUCUUUUUACUCAAGACCUACGGCAUAAGAAUGAGCUAAUAAUGGUUUAAAAUCCUGGUAAUUAUUCCUCAGCACGUUUAUAAAAACAUCUAUAUAAUUUCCCAUGCAAAUGAUACCACUUGUAGAGAAUUCCUUUAUAAAAUCAAUCAUUUUAUCAAUAUCAGAGGAUUUCCUUAAUGCAAAGAAGAUUCACAAAGAAAAUAAACAGCGAAUUUCGAUUUUUGAUGUUAUGCUCGUAAAAAAAAACAUACACGAUUGCACUGCACGUAUGUUUAUAAUUGUAUUAUAGCAAUAAAUAUUGUAGUAGAGAGAAGUCCACUCAGCAAGCAAUAUCACUGGAUGCAUAAUAUAUGUCUAAGAAUGAAUAACUUUAAAACGCAAUGGUUUUGAAUUUUUUUUCGCUGUUAUAAUAUUAGCGAUUCGGAUGAAGUUACAUCUUAAACUCUGUAAAGUUAUUUACUCUUAUUCAUAGCUUUUUUCCCUCUACAUCUAUCAUAAUGAAAAGUUCAAUAUCGCUGAAGAUACACAUCUAUUUCCAUUAAUGAAAAGGAUAGUAAGCACACGAAGAAGCACAUUAUUCACGCGAAAGUAGUCGUUGUUACAUUUGCCUGUGAUAUAAAUAAUAUAUGUGUUGUUUAAUCAGCCUUGUCCACAAAAUAGACUCUUUUUUCACAAUAGACUUUUUUUCGUGAGCCUUUUAUUGUUGAGUUGUGAGUUACAGAUCACAGGGAGGUAAAGAAGGAAAAGUAUGUUAUGUAAAGUAUGUGAAAGAAGGUAUGUUCCUUAUUGACAAGUAAAUACGAUGUUUUGUUCACUUCAAAUGUCAUUUCCAUGUAAAUACAUACACACAGAGAUAGUGAGACAAGUAUAGAUAUAUGGAUACGUGGAUACAUGCAUAAUGUAUAUACAUACAAGCAUACAUUCAUGGAUAGAUAGGUAAAAUAUAUCUAUGCACAGAUGCAUGCAUACAUACAUACCUGAUAAAUAAACAGACAAAUAAAAGUAUGGCUAGAUAUGUACUUUCCUCAAUGUUUUAGUAGUGAGUAUUGGCUCAUCAAUUUUUAUAUACAUUUUUAUAUUUAGUAAUUUUCUUUAAAUAUAAAACUCAGUGAAAUGGGAUUUCUGAAGGAUGUGAAUAACAAAAGUGAAAAAAAACUUCUACGUUACAUUUUAUUCAGUAUAAUUUUUCACAUUAUAUUUCCUCUUGUAUUUGCAUCAGGAGUACAGUAGGUCAUAAAUUACAAUAGGUUUUCAUUUUCCUUUUUUUUCCUGCUCUGUGAAAUGUGAGAACUUGUGUAUGUCAGCAGAACAGACACUUGUAAAUAAAAAUGUUAAUCCUU